Messenger RNA from Fundulus heteroclitus (mummichog), 650 nucleotides. Its product is annotated as guanine nucleotide-binding protein G(I)/G(S)/G(O) subunit gamma-5. The record is from RefSeq and is a predicted model, not a curated record. Gene Ontology annotation, biological process: G protein-coupled receptor signaling pathway. Gene Ontology annotation, molecular function: G-protein beta-subunit binding. Gene Ontology annotation, cellular component: heterotrimeric G-protein complex. The transcript is spliced from 3 exons. NCBI's taxonomy places the organism in Eukaryota, Metazoa, Chordata, Actinopteri, Cyprinodontiformes, Fundulidae. Bases 124 to 330 code for a protein of 68 amino acids.
AAACCGGAAGCUCUUAUUCCUUGGAUAAAAAGCGUUAGCUUGGCAGCUAAUAAAGGCAACUGGGUUUGAGUGAACUUUUACACACUUAUUUUGUGAAUAAUAAAGCCGUUUUAGACCGCAGUGAUGCCGGGACCAGCCAACGUCGUUGCCAUGAAGAAAGUUGUUCAACAGUUGCGCUUUGAAGCGGGCAUAAACAGAGUUAAGGUCUCCCAGGCCGCCGCGGACCUCCAGCAGUUUUGCCUCCAGAACGCCCAGCAGGACCCCCUGCUCACCGGCAUGUCUUCCAGCAACAACCCGUUCAGACCGCAGAAAGUCUGCUCCUUCCUAUAGUCCCGACAGGCCGGGCGACCGCGGUUUUGGAUGAUGUGCCUUGUUGAGCUGUGCUGCAGGAUCCUGCAAAAUGGACUGGAAUCGUCUCAGGAGUCUUUGGGAAUUCGGGCCAGGAAACAUAACUUGAGCCCUUGUUUGAUGUUGUUUUUUUUUUUGUUUGUUUUAAACUUUAACCUCCUUUUUUAAAAAUUAAUUCACAUUUUAUUUCUUGGUGCAUAAGAAAUGCCUCAGCCUUCCUGCAUAGAACUAACAUAUGUGCCUUCUGAAAUGUAAAUGUCUCAUUCCUCAAUAAAACUAAACUGUUUCCACAUUGUGAAAUU